Molecule: messenger RNA, 2264 nt
Organism: Ilex paraguariensis (yerba mate)
Lineage: Eukaryota; Viridiplantae; Streptophyta; Magnoliopsida; Aquifoliales; Aquifoliaceae
Source: the annotation of a GenBank genome assembly
CUCCGAUACAAGUUAAAUACGAACCACCCCUCCCUUCUCACUUCUCUCCAUAGUCAGUAGACUCCAUACUCUCUCGAUGUCGAUCUCGAUCUCGAUCUCGCUCUCGAUCUCGAUCUCGAUAGUGUACUCUACAUUUCUCUUUCUCUGCCUGUCUUUCAUUCCUGUUCUUUGUUUGUGACCAAGGUUGCUGCAACUCUCUGAAAGCUUUGGAAAAAGGGUAGCUGUACGAAACUGCUAAGAACAUAGCAACUACAAGUAGUAAAGUGAAAGAGCUUUUGAGAAGAGGUGGUCAUGGCAAGAGAACAACUAAAAGUGCUUAAUGCACUUGAUAUAGCCAAAACACAAUGGUACCAUUUCACUGCAAUUAUAAUUGCUGGCAUGGGCUUCUUCACCGACGCCUAUGAUCUCUUCUGUAUCUCUCUUGUCACCAAAUCGCUCGGCCGCAUAUACUACCAUGAUGAUCAUUCAAAAAAACCCGGCAUUUUGCCACCAAACGUGGCAGCCGCGGCCAAUGGUGUCGCCUUUUGUGGUACGCUUGCGGGCCAACUCUUUUUCGGGUGGCUCGGUGACAAAAUGGGCCGCAAAAAAGUCUAUGGCAUGACCCUUAUGCUCAUGGUCAUUUGCUCAAUUGCCUCUGGUCUCUCAUUUGGCAAAGACCCUGCGGCUGUUAUGGCCACACUUUGCUUCUUUCGAUUCUGGCUUGGGUUUGGCAUUGGCGGGGAUUACCCGCUUUCUGCCACCAUAAUGUCCGAGUAUGCUAAUAAAAAGACUCGUGGAGCAUUCAUCGCGGCCGUGUUUGCCAUGCAAGGUUUUGGAAUUUUGGCCGGUGGAAUUGUUGCCAUUAUAGUCUCUGCUGCUUUUAACUCCGCUUAUCCUGCCAGGCCCUAUUUCGAAGACGCUAUUGGCUCUACCGUCCCCCAAGCUGACUAUGUUUGGCGGAUAGUUGUGAUGUUUGGUGCUGUACCCGCCGCACUAACGUAUUAUUGGCGGAUGAAGAUGCCUGAAACAGCCCGUUACACCGCCUUAGUGGCCAAGAACGCUAAACAGGCCGCUGCUGAUAUGUCCAAAGUACUCCAAGUCGAUUUAGAAGUGGAACCGGAAAUAAUUGAGAAGAGAAGAGGAAACGAUUUUGGGUUGUUUUCGAAGGAGUUUUUGCGACGCCAUGGGCUACACUUGCUUGGAACCACUAGUACAUGGUUCUUAUUGGACAUUGCUUUCUAUAGCCAGAACUUGUUCCAGAAGGACAUUUUCAGUAAAAUUGGGUGGAUUCCUCCUGCAGAAACGAUGAACGCCAUCGAAGAGGUUUACAAAAUCGCCAGGGCCCAAACUCUCAUAGCUCUCUGCAGUACCAUUCCUGGAUACUGGUUUACUGUGGCAUUAAUUGAUAGAAUCGGGCGAUUUGCAAUUCAAUUAAUGGGCUUCUUCUUCAUGACAGUGUUCAUGUUUGCCUUGGCCAUUCCUUAUGAUCACUGGACUCAUAAAGACAACAGAAUUGGGUUUGUGGUUAUGUACUCACUCACCUUCUUCUUCGCCAAUUUCGGUCCAAACGCCACAACUUUUAUUGUUCCAGCUGAGAUUUUCCCAGCAAGGCUGAGGUCAACAUGCCAUGGAAUAUCAGCAGCCGCUGGGAAGGCUGGAGCCAUUGUCGGGGCGUUCGGGUUUUUAUACGCUUCUCAAAGCACGAACCCCAAUAAGACUGACGCUGGCUAUCCAGCGGGCAUUGGUAUGAAGAAUUCACUCAUUGUUUUGGGUUGCAUCAACUUCUUUGGUAUGGUGUUCACUUUCUUGGUCCCUGAAGCAAAUGGAAAAUCAUUGGAAGAAAUGUCACAAGAGAAUGAGGAAGAAAGUGAAUCAGCAACAGAGAUAAGGCCACAGAAUGGUGGUCAUGAUAUUAGGAAAGUUCCAGUUUAAUUAUUUUCUUAAUAUAUCAGAAAACUAUCUUAGAUUGCAAUAAGUCCCUCAGGACUAUGCUUUUCUAUAUUAAAAUCUGGUCUGUGUUUACAUAUAGCUAUGAUAGAUUUUGAAAGUUGCUCUUUCUAAUCAACAAUCAAUGAAGAGUGCAAAGGGAAAACUGCUGUGUUUAUUAUUUCAUAGUGUACUAAUAGAGAAAGUGAUUUUAGCUGUCUCAAUUGUUGUUAUCUUGAUAUUUAUUGUAGACAUUAUGUUGAAUUUUAAGUAGUUGGAAGUGGUAAAGUUAGAAGAAAUUCAUCUGUCAACAAACAUUAUGAAGGAAUGCAACAUCAGGGGUUUUGCAAACUCUGAAG